AUGUUCUCCAAGAACUCCGGCAACUGGCUCGAUGCCUUCAGCUCCCGCCGCGGAUCCCGCAGCUCCAUCUCUUCUUCAUCCUCCGGUUCCUUCUCCGGCCCUUCCAGGAAAACCAGCCGUAGCGCUUCUCUCGCUUCGAUCUUCUCGAGGGGUACUUCUGAGGAGGAGGAGCGUCUCAUGGUUGACGAGCCAGUCCAGAGGACACCCUAUGUUCCUCGGUACGCAGCCAAGUCUUACAUGAAGACAACGACUACCCACGAGAUCCGCAUCAACAGCGAGAUUCUCUAA
This is a messenger RNA of Colletotrichum truncatum, 288 nucleotides long. RefSeq lists its product as uncharacterized. The record is from RefSeq and is a predicted model, not a curated record. Lineage: Eukaryota; Fungi; Ascomycota; Sordariomycetes; Glomerellales; Glomerellaceae.